CAGCACACGAUCACUUAACUAACUGACAACCAAAUUAUGUUAUAUGUCAAAAGUCAACCCAAGUGUUUUUUAUACAAAAAAUAAUUCGAAUUUUAAAAAAUAUUAAAUAAUAAAGUAUGUAAAUUGUUUUUAAAAGUUUCACAAAAUUGUACCGAAUUUCUAAAAAAUGGCACUUUAUGACAACAAGUAUUGGUUACUAUCACAUAUUAGAAACUCUUUUAUAUCUACUGAUGACACAGGUAUGUGUGAAUUAGUUAUGUCUGGAGAAACUAAAGAUAUUCAACACCAUUUGAAAACAACAGAACUUUACCCAGAUCCAGAAACAAGUGAAGAUGAUGAGGAUGACUUUGAACCUUUCGAUUUGCAAAUAGAUAUGGACUUUAACAUUAGAGAAAGGUCUAAUACGGCGGCUCAAAUAGAAAAACUCGAGUUAGCACGUAAAAAAGCUGCAAAAAUGAGACAUAUUAAAUGGGAAUCUAGCGGGCAACCAAUUAAUUCAAACAAUUUUGAUGAUUUGUUUGUUAAGAAAGAUGUUACUACAGUGACAAAACCAAAAACAAACAUUUCAAAGUUGUCAGAACUUAUACAGUGCCAUUCGGAUGUUCCAAAAAAUCCUUACAUGGAAUAUGCUAAGUUUGAUGGAACAGGACAGGUAAACAUUCCUACGAAAAAAUAUAAAAUCUUCUUGACCAUGUUACCACCUCAACAAAGAAAUUAUCCGAUGGCUGUGUGCUGCGUUGCACAAGCUAAAGUACAGGAGCUUAUUGGGUUAACCUUACUGAAACUUAGUUACAGCCAUGGAACCGCAAAUUUAAAAAGCCCCUCCCAAUAUGGACUCUAUAUAACAGAAGAAGAUGGAGAAGUGGAUAGUGACUUUCCUUGUUUGGAUCCCAAGGAGCCGAUUUCGAAAUUUGGCUUUAUUUGUCUCGGAUUGGUCGAACACAAAGAUGCGGGAAAGUCUGUUUCGUUUCCUGAAGAUAAUUCAGUAUUGUUCACUAUAGAAGAACUCAAUAGGACUCGUACGGUGUCAGAAAAGAGUAAAACGGAUGAAAAUAAACAGAUGGAGAAUUAUAUACAAGCGGUAGAAGAUCAUAAUAAACUCAUGGAAGCUCCUUUAUACACUUCAUUUAGGGCAUUUUUGAUGAGCAAAGUAAAACCUAAAAUUGAGGUUAAUAUUGGAGUAAGUGGAGAGAGAAUAGAGAUUGACCCUGUGCCACAGAAAGGCUCAAAGUUAUUACCUUUCAAAGCUAAAGCUAUUAGUCACUCAAUCGAUAGUAUCGCUAGCUGUGAAAUAACUGACGACAAAGCUAGCAAAACUGGUUUUAGAAUUAUAUAUAGGUCCAGUAUGGUUAAUGGCCCAAUAGUGGAAGGAACUGUUUCUGAAGCCACAAACUACUCUCCUUCCCAGAGCACGUCCUACAAGCAUUACGACUUCGAAAGUAACCACAACAUUGCUGUAGAUUUGGUCCAAAAAAUUAAACUUAUUUUGGAACUAAAAUCAUCACCAACAAGGAUAGAAUACUUAGCGACCAAACAGAGGAAAAAUCAAAAAAAGAAAUCUUUUCAUAUUGUUAAGUGAUGGUUACUCUACUUAUGUUUGUAUAAUAAACAAAAAUAAAGCUUUAUCUUUAUUUUAUAUAAUAUUCAGGAAGUUUGAAUAUCGACUGCAGUGACAAUGUCAAUCAUAAUUAUAUCCUUCUGUGGUGAGGUCCAUUAUGUACCGAAUAGUAUUGUAAUGAUUUAAUAUUUAAUUUAUUAGAGUCUUUAACACUUA
Diabrotica virgifera virgifera (western corn rootworm) is the source of this 1774-nucleotide messenger RNA. It is a transcript of the gene Sin1, whose product is annotated as stress-activated map kinase-interacting protein 1. The record is from RefSeq and is a predicted model, not a curated record. Gene Ontology annotation, molecular function: phosphatidylinositol-4,5-bisphosphate binding. Gene Ontology annotation, cellular component: TORC2 complex; plasma membrane; cytoplasm. The transcript has 5 exons. NCBI's taxonomy places the organism in Eukaryota, Metazoa, Arthropoda, Insecta, Coleoptera, Chrysomelidae. Gene Ontology annotation, biological process: TORC2 signaling. Bases 167 to 1579 code for a protein of 470 amino acids.